GGGAAAUGAUUAGAUGCUUCAGGGAAGACCUUUUGAUUGACUAGUACCAUGUGAACAUUUUGACGAUUGUAUCGUAUGGUCAUGAGAAGCGUCUUGGGGUUCUCUUUCCAGGCGUGGUUUUGUUUUUGAACAUGAACAUGAACAUGAACAUGAAUGCAGAAAGUUUGGAGUGAGGAGUGGAAGAAGAUUGGCAUAUGAGAUGUGAGUGUUCAAUAACCAGCAACCCAUGAAUCAAUUGACGCUCGCAUCGAUAUCUCCAGUUUACCGCCCCUUCAAUCCUGAAAUUGGGAGUUGUCGAUUGUUACUUCACUGCCAGGGAUCCGUUCAGCUCCGUUGUUUUGCGGUUCAGUUUGGAAAUCGAAAACUGGGAAUAUAUUCACUUUCAUUACAGAAGAAUAAGGAAUUGUCAAUUUGUAGCAAGAGAUCCGGCGAUCCUGGCUGUUUAGCGGAAAUCUGGAAAUACCACAACAAAGCAAUCAAACCUCCCGAGCCAAUAAUUGAAAAAGCUUUUCUCGAGGUCGAAUUUAUAUAAAUCAUUCAACUUUCGAACUCGGAGAAAUCUUCAAGCUCAAAAUAACAACUUCUCUUUUACUUGAAGCGCGCAACUACAAGCAAGUAAAACUGGAGUCCGAGGUCUUGUAUCCAAAUCUACAUUAUUCACAAUCAUUUAUAGGAUAGAGAAAUCGAAGGUAAACAGAAGCCAUCCAUCUUUCGCCAUGGCUGCAGAAGAUACGGAGAUGGGUGGGAUUUCUGUUGUGCCUCUGCAAGAAGACAUUCAUCGAAAUCUUUGCUUUCCACCAUCGCUACUAUCGCCAUCUUCGUCUACCUCAGAGGCUUCCAUGGAUACUGAUAUGCAUCCUCCUUUGGAUGUAACUUCAAGUACCUCAGUUCCAUUUGAAUCAACAGUAUUACUUGUAAAGUCGCUAAUAUACAAAGAGGCGAAGAAGGAAAUUAAAGGUGUCAAGCCUUAUCCUAACUCCGCCAUGCAUUUCUUAAAUUUGACAGCAGUACCUCAAAAUUCGGGAGUCUCUGUGAUCAGCCAGAGCAAUCUUUCAGGGCUUCCAAAAUUACCGUCUCAAUCCAGCUCUCCAGCUCCAAUUCUAAGAGUUGGAUCGCGGAAGAGUAUUUUCGACAAUAAAUACCCAAACGGAAAUGUAACAUCUGAAUAUGAAAAGUUGGGUGCGAUUGUUGACAAACAUUAUGCAGGUCUUUCACCACUACCGCCACCCUCGUGUCUGCCCUCACCAACUAUAAGCGAUGGCUCAAGUAUGCAUAAGAUCUGUUCCGGCGACCAAUAUCUCGACUCAUUGACGAUAUCUGGCCGCCCGGGGUUAUUUGCGACCUUGGGUACAGAACCUGCAAAGUUUACAGGAUCGUCUUCCGUUCCGCCAACUGAAAAACUUGGCUUGACUUUCGAUACACAUACAGAUACCACUACAUCCAAACCACUCGAAUUAUCAAAGGCAUGGAGAGUAGCGAGAGUGUGUGAACUGAUGUUCAGAGCUGUUGCAAACAUCGAACCUGGUAAUAAAGAAGGUCGUGUCGAAAUUCUCGACUUUUAUUUACAAGAGUAUCCUUUGCAACGCCUGGUAAUUUUAAAGGCCCUUGAAAACACUGGGAGAUAUUUUCGCAAAUUUUCUAAAGCUAUGUCUGCCCAUUCGAGUAAAUCAUACAAAGAGCAGUGUAUGUUAAGUGAUGAUUUCAAAAGAGAGAACCCAAUCCCUCCAAUUAUAAGUCCUCUGUUACCCUUCGCAUCCAUAGCAGCCAGCUACGCCAGAAAAACCAAGUCUCCGCGUCGAGGAGGAACAUCGUCACUACGUACCUACAAAGAUCACCAUUACCACAACAAUUUCAGAUGCGAAAUCAAACAUGAAAAUGAAAGUUUCCCGUUGGGUUUCAAUCCAUUUUUGAUAAAAACUCUCGGAAAAUGUAGCAGACAACGUCUUCGGAACGAGAGAUAUGAUAGACAUAAGAUACACAUGAAGCAAGUCGAGAAGGGAUUUUCGCAUGUGCAUAAGAAUCCGUUUUUGUCCGAAGAAAUCAUCAAGGAAUGUGGAGGAGAAACUUAUGCAGCAUUGGAGGGAAGGGUCGAGAUGGAUGACCUGAGGGAUGCUGCAUAUUGGGAAAUGACCACUCGACAAAUUGAGGGGAUACCUACUCGAAAGAAUAGAAAUUCCGUUUUCAAGAAACGUCCGUCGCCGUUGAGGGAGGAAUUGCCAAUAUUAGACGAUCAUUGGAUUUCUGACUCUGUAAUGCCACAUAUGAAAGUAUCUGGGCAAAUCAUCAAGUUGGGAUCAGAAAUUGUCCGAGCCAGCAAACGCAAGCAGGAUACUGAUAAGGAGGCAGAGGAAGGGCAAAGAGAAGUUCAUGAAUCUCGAUACAAAGCCAGAAAGCUCGACUCUAAGAAAGUGGAAGAAAAAGCUUCAAUGGCGCAAUGGGAGAGGGAAUUCAAUGCAGUCAAAAAACAGAUCCGGCAGGAAUAUGAGGAAAAGAUGAAGGAAGAAAAUGAGGAAAUGCGGGAAGAGACCGAAAAAAGGAAAGCUGUAGAGGAGCGGGAACGGUCACAGGAAGCACAAGAGAAGAGACGCAGGGAGACGAAGAUCCGGCGAGAAGAAAAGAAUGAGCGAUUGUGUAUGGAACGAGAGAGCGCAAGGGUCCGUGCGACGGAGGGGCCGGAGAGGCGAAAAGAAAAGAGAGAUCUUUUGAGAUGGGAAAACAGGGAGAGAUCUGAUUGUCGUGUUACACAAGCAUGGAUAGAUCUCGGUGCUGAUAUGGCUCGUGUUGGAAGUUGGGAUUGAGACAAGAGUCAGGGAGAAGAGAAUACUAUUGGCUGGUGAUACAUGUAUUGCGGUGGCUGCGGGGUUGAAUACUUUGAGGCAUGAGGGGCCAUGUAAGCGUUUGGGACGAUGGAACUGCUUUUCUCUUUCUGCCGCUUUUUCGGGGUCUGGAGGUAUGGGGGAAAAGCCAAAAAGAGCGUCUGGGCUAGACAUUGACGUGUACCUAAAAUUAUAUCAAGUAGCCCCAGAGUAGUAAAGCUCUUAAUCAUAGCUAUUCAGAAGCUCAAAGAAUAGCUUCCUUAUACCAUAUCAAAUGAUAACUACCGGCCAAUUGAUUGACUGUAGUAUAGAUUCUUACAAUCAGCAAUUUUGGGCAGUAAGUGAGAAAACGAUUGGUGCCUUAUUUCUCAUAAAUCUUUUUCUUUUACAAUGAAUGUAUUCUAUCUUCGCCGGUUAGAUUAUGCGAGGGUGAACGGGGAGGUGGAAAUGACAUCGAUGUCUUGAGGGAUAUGCUGGUGCAGAAUCUUAUUUGUGUGAUCAAAACCUUGAAGUACCAGUCUUUAUACAUAUCACGGUUCCUUGGAGUCAGCAAUAUCAUAGUACUAACAUCUCA
This is a messenger RNA of Botrytis cinerea B05.10, 3390 nucleotides long. RefSeq lists its product as hypothetical. The coding region runs from base 717 to 2798 and encodes 693 amino acids. Lineage: Eukaryota; Fungi; Ascomycota; Leotiomycetes; Helotiales; Sclerotiniaceae. The record is from RefSeq and is a predicted model, not a curated record. The transcript has 3 exons.